AUGACCUCUACACCCAAAGCCUUCUUUUUCGAUACCUUCGGUACAGUGGUCGAAUGGCGAUCAUGCGUAACAAGCGACCUCCAAAAUGCGGCUCAGAAUGCACUCAACGACUCAAACAGGGACAUCCCGGCCGAUUUGCGAGCCCGCGCAUCUGCCCUGACCGAGUCGGACUGGCUCGAGGUUGUCGAAGAUUGGCGGCGCUCCUACAUCGUAUUCACCAGCACAUUUGAUGCAUCGAAGCCUUUUGUCCCAGUCGACCAACACCACCAUGCAGCGCUGCAGGAUUUACUAAAGCAGCGUGGGGUCCGUGAGCUGUUCAAUGAGAAUGAGCUGUGGGAAUUAACGCUUGCCUGGCACCGACUGAAUCCGUGGCCGGAUAGUGUGAGCGGACUGGAAUUGCUGAACAGCCGGUUUGUUACAUCGACGCUGUCGAAUGGGAACGUCUCGCUGUUGCAGGACUUGAAAGAAUUUGGAUCCCUGCCUUUCCAGCAUCUGAUUAGCUCGGAGAACUUUGGCGCGUAUAAGCCCUCGCCGAAAGUUUAUCUUGGUGCGGCCAAGUUAUUGGACUUAGAGCCGUCGCAGUGUGUUAUGGUUGCGGCGCAUCUUAAGGAUUUGCAGGCUGCGAAGGGCUGUGGGUUUCAGACUGUUUAUGUUGAACGAGAGAAGGAGGAGGGUUGGUCAGUCGACCAAGUGGUGCAGGCCCAGAAGGAUGGCUUUGUAGAUAUCUGGGUGAAGUUGAAUGAUGGGGGUUUUGUUGAGGUCGCUAGGCGGUUCGGUAUUCCGGUAUAG
Messenger RNA from Penicillium brasilianum, 789 nucleotides. The record is from the annotation of a GenBank genome assembly. Lineage: Eukaryota; Fungi; Ascomycota; Eurotiomycetes; Eurotiales; Aspergillaceae.